Herpailurus yagouaroundi (jaguarundi) is the source of this 1164-nucleotide messenger RNA. RefSeq names its product phosphatidylinositol-binding clathrin assembly protein-like. The record is from RefSeq and is a predicted model, not a curated record. Bases 1 to 1035 code for a protein of 344 amino acids. The transcript is spliced from 14 exons. Lineage: Eukaryota; Metazoa; Chordata; Mammalia; Carnivora; Felidae. Gene Ontology annotation, cellular component: clathrin-coated pit; clathrin-coated vesicle; synaptic vesicle. Gene Ontology annotation, molecular function: phosphatidylinositol-4,5-bisphosphate binding; 1-phosphatidylinositol binding; clathrin heavy chain binding. Gene Ontology annotation, biological process: clathrin coat assembly; synaptic vesicle budding from presynaptic endocytic zone membrane; clathrin-dependent endocytosis.
AUGUGGGGGAAACGUUUUAUCCAGCAUCUUGCAUCUAGAAGCUCUUUGUUCACUUUACACAACUUCCUGGAUAAAAGCGCGCUAGAAGGCUAUGCUAUGUCAACCUUCAUCAGGCGAUAUAGCAGGUACUUGAAUGAGAAGUCACUCUCAUGUAGACUGAUCACAUCUGACAUCACCAAAGCCAGGAGAGGGAUGGAUGGUAUGAUGAGAACUAUGGAUACAAAACAGCUGCUAAACACUCUUCCAGUUAUUCAAAUUCAGUUUGAUGCUCUUCUUAAUUUUAAUGCAAAUCCUGACCAGUUAACGAAUGGUAUAAUCCAUGCUGCUUUCAUGCUUCUCUUUAAGGAUUCUCUUCGCCUCUUUGCAGCCUAUAAUGAGGGGAUCCUUAAUCUGCUAGACAAGUAUUUUGAUAUGAGGAAAAGCCAGUGCAAGGAAAGCUUGGAUAUUUGCACCAAGUUCCUUGCGAGAACAACCAGGUUGGCAGAGUUCCUGAAAGUAGCAGAGGAAGUCGGAGUUGACCAGAAAGACAUUCCACAUCUUACACAGGCACCCUACAGUUUACUUGAAGCCCUAAAACAGCAUUUAGCUUCUUUGGAAGAGAAAAAUGACAGUUUACCUCCUUACAGUCUUCAGCACGCAUUGAUUCCCCCCAUCCCAAAUAAUCCAGUUGUGAAAACUUCAACAAGCAGAGCUUGGUUCUCAGUCCGCAAACGUGUUGGAGCCAAACAGCAAGGUGGAAAAACCAUUGCAAACAAUCUGGAUGGCUUGCCUGCUAGCCUUGCAGGAAAUCUUAACUUCGGAGAAAGUCCAGUCAACAAAUCUGACAUGAAGUGGCCUCAGACUUCAGACAAGGAAAUUGCUGGUGGAAUGAAGUGGCAGCUGAAUACCUACACGUGCACAUCAACCAUCUGGAACCAUGUUUCCAUUCCUCUGGUUCAAACUCCAGUGGGAGCUCCUUACCAAAUGGUACCUCAACCCACGAGUUAUACGCAACCAGGCUCAGAGACCAGCUUCUACUCCAUCCACAAGAAAUAAUACACAAUGCGUGUAGAAGUAUCAAAGCACAAAGAUUCAUAUUCAGAGGUGAAAAAAAAGGUGAUGAUCUCUCUAAAGCCUGAACUGAACCAUCCACAUCUGCCAAGUAAACAUUCAUUUGAACCAUCA